GUGGUUGCUGAGUACCAAGUGACGCCAAGAGUACCAGCUGAGUACUUGCUUUCUUCUGUGCUUGUCGGGAUUAAACGUUAAGUAGCACUUGGUUUGAGUACAGCUGUUAAGUAUUGUGCAGCCGCAGAUCACAGCUCCAGAGCUUUAGCUGCAGCCCCUUUGCACAACCUCCAGACUUGACGAGAAAUUGUCACAAAUCGGAGCCCUGGCUCGUGGAGACACCUAGCUGGAGCGAAUGGGUGGAUGUCACAGUUCUCCGCUUCAGUUUUGGGUAGCAGGGGUGUGGGGUGAACACCGAUCGCAGGAAAGCUAGACUGAGGGGUGUGACCAUCCUUGUGCAGACCAGGAUUCCUAGGCAGAGCGAAAGCGGCCUGAAUUCCGGGAUGGGAAGAUUUAGCCACCUGGUGACCAUGAGUGAAUGGACUAAGAAGAGCCCGUUAGAAUGGGAAGAUUACGUUUAUAAAGAAGUCAGAGUACUAGCGAGUGAGAAGAAGGAGUACAAAGGAUGGCUUUUAACCACAGACCCGGUCUCUGCCAAUAUUGUCCUUGUGAACUUCCUUGAAGAUGGCGGCUUGUCCGUGACUGGAAUUAUGGGACAUUCUGUGCAGACUGUUGAGAUUGUGGGUGAGGACCACAGAGUGAGAGAGAAGCUGGCGCGCUUGUUCACGUCUGGAGACUGUGAGGCCUACAGCCCCGAGGACCUGGAAAAGAGAAAGAACAGCCUGAAGAAGUGGCUUGAGAAGAACCACAUCCCCAUCGCUGAACAAGGAGAGUCACAGAGGACUCUGUGUGUGGCUGGGGUCUUGACUAUAGACCCACCAUACUGUCCAGAGAAUUGCAGCAGCUCUAACGAGAUUAUUCUGUCCCGUGUUCAGGAUCUUAUUCAAGGACACCUUGCAGCUUCCCAAGGAGAGGCCGCGAACUGUGGGCACACUGAUUAAAAUGGACUUCAUUUCUUUGUUUCUUCAUCCAAUGUUAUGAAUGCAAGCCAUGGUAUUACAGGACUUCGCAGGUA
Messenger RNA from Chinchilla lanigera (long-tailed chinchilla), 1015 nucleotides. It is a transcript of the gene Gemin6, whose product is annotated as gem (nuclear organelle) associated protein 6. Gene Ontology annotation, biological process: spliceosomal complex assembly; spliceosomal snRNP assembly. The record is from RefSeq and is a predicted model, not a curated record. Gene Ontology annotation, molecular function: RNA binding. Bases 384 to 941 code for a protein of 185 amino acids. Gene Ontology annotation, cellular component: nucleus; SMN complex. NCBI's taxonomy places the organism in Eukaryota, Metazoa, Chordata, Mammalia, Rodentia, Chinchillidae. The transcript has 3 exons.